This is a messenger RNA of Menidia menidia (Atlantic silverside), 3324 nucleotides long. The record is from the annotation of a GenBank genome assembly. NCBI's taxonomy places the organism in Eukaryota, Metazoa, Chordata, Actinopteri, Atheriniformes, Atherinopsidae.
CCCCCCGCAUCCAGCCCAGGAAACUCCGAGCCCCUCUGCUCUUCCUCUGCAGCGACGGCACUUAAUCACACUCUGCAGCUCUGCGGCGCUCCUCACUUGUACUCGCACGUCACCGCCUCGUCCCUUUCUUCAUCUUCUCCUCCUCAUAUGAUCUGUUCUCCUCUUCCCAAGUGAUGUAGGGUCACGAGAAUGGGAAAACACCUUCCAAGGAGAAAACACAGACAUGCACUUUUGAAUUUGCGCCACACGCGCACAGAGCUGCUAGUUGAGUGCUGAGUAGUGCAAGACCAGCUCAUGAGCCAAACUACGAUAGCAACUUUUCCCUAAACUCAAGUGUUCUUAUGGCUUGAAUUAGAAAGAAGUCAACCCACAAUCCUCCUCCACUGAACUCUAAGAAGACGGGUAAUCAGGAAGAAAGCAAUCUGAGAGUCAGAGUGGAGAGGAAAGAAGAGUCCGAUGUAUUGCCACAAGACCAUUUGGGAAGUUUUAUCAUGGGAUGAACUCCUGUCAUCAGUGAGUUAAGCUGUGUCCUAGUGUUUCCUGACUGAGACCCAAACCAGACCCUGGCCUGUGAGCUCGGAGCCCAAACCCUGGAGGGGCAGGGGUGUCGACCGGGAGAAAAUGCGAUGCACCACCGUCACCACCCUGCUGACAGGGGUCAUGUUGUACCUGGGAAUGGGAGCGCUUGUUUUCGUCAACUUGGAGACUCCCAAGGAGAGCGAAGCACAUGAAACCCUUCUUAAAACCAAGCAGGACUUCCUCAUUAAUAACUCCUGUGUCACAGAGUUGGACUUCCACAACCUUGUGAAGAAGGUGAUGUCUGCGGUCGACGCUGGUCUGGAUGUGAAUAGCCUUCCUGCCAAUUUGACCAGCCGCUGGGACUGGGCCUCUGCCUUCUUCUUCUGUGGUACCAUCAUCACCACCAUAGGGUUUGGAAACCUGUCUCCUCGAACAUGGUUCGGGCAGUUGUUCUGUGUGUGCUACGCCCUGGUGGGCAUCCCCAUGUUUGGCAUACUGCUGGCUGGAGUGGGGGAUCACAUGGGCACUGUCCUGCGGAGAGCUGUGGCCAAGAUUGAGACCCUCUUUUUGAAACGUAAAGUCAGGCCCACCACAGUUCGUGUUAUUUCGGCUGUUCUUUCCAUCCUGAUUGGCUGCCUGAUCUUCCUCGCCGUGCCAACAGUCGUGUUUCAGAGAGUGGAGAAGUGGUCAUUUCUGGAGUCGCUUUAUUUUGUGGUCAUCACUCUCACCACUGUUGGAUUCGGAGACUACGUGCCAGGUGGAGCGUACGAAGGCGGAAAUAUCUUCAAGCCUCUGGUGUUGUUGUGGAUAGUGUUCGGUUUAGCCUACUUUGCCUCCAUUCUCACCAUGAUUGGGAACUGGCUGAGGGUGCUGUCCAAGAGGACCCGCGCUGAGAUGGAGGAGCUGAGGGCCCAUGCCACAGACUGGACCCAGAACAUGUCCAUGGACUUCCGCAUCCCAAACCCUCUGGAAUUCAAUGACCCUUUUCUCCUGCAGCGCCGGCGCUGGAAACGCAGUGAGCGCCGCCGCAUGCGCCGGGGAGCACAGGGCACUCUGGGACACUUUGCUCGAGGGGGAUCUGAGAAUGGACACCUGCCAAAUCGAUGGGCUGCCCUCUCCAGCUCCAUGAGCCAGCUGGAGGCCCGUUCGUCUUUGGAACGGGCCGUGGUUGUAAGGUCCAGGCCGCGGGUGAGUGUAGAUGGCGUAGCAACAGCGGCGAGGAUCAGGGGUGAGGCCGCGGUGGGCGUGCCUGGGAGGUCGUUCCACCACCUGCUGCUGCGCUCGCUCUCCCUGCCUGUGACCCGCUCCACCUUAGAGCUGGAUUCUGCAGGCGAUGCCAUGCAGGAGGGGUACCCCUCUGGGUCUGAGUCGGCAUUCGACUCCAGGUCAGAUGGCUCCUCAGUGUCGUUUUCAGACAUCAGGAAGUUCCAGCCCUUCCCUGCAGUCAACAUGGUGGAUGAGGGGGGGGUGAGGGCUGCUCGGAGGACUGCGGCACCGGAGAAGGACAAACCAACUCCUGCCGAGGACGGAGCAUCUAAAGUUCCUCUCAGUUCCUCUCCUCCCCCCACACUGCAUCCAGUUCGUGCCCCCCCGCCAGGGUGCCAGCUGCUGGAUUUUUUCGGAGAGAACCUGGCGUACAUUGACGAGUCAUCAGACACACUGAGUGACCGUGCCCAGCCGGAGGAGAGGAGGAGACGUCCAAGAAAACCCAAGAGAAGAAGCAUGAGGAGGCAGUUGUCACACAGGUGGAGCCCCCUGCAGGUGAGGAGACCCAACAGUGACAUGCUGCCACCAUCAAACCCCCCAACACCACCUCCAGAGUCCUCGACCUUAGACCUGCCCGAAUCCGAGAACCAGACAGAUUCAGCGCCAGCGCUCUGACAUCCACACUCUAAGUCCAUGUGACAGAACUGAACUACACCUUUGAGUAAAGGUAAAGGUAUUAACGACAUAAAUUACACUGUCAGUUUUUUUUUCAAAGGUGUUCCAGUAUCAGUGUUUAGCCUCACAAAAUCAGCUACCAAAUCAAGCCAUUGUACUCUGAGGCUAAAACUGCCAUUCACUGCCGGCACGACUAACUGAUUGUUGUCUAAAUGGACUUCACCACGUGGGAAUCAUACUUAAUUUUAAACUCAACCACCCCUUGUGUAAACAGCUGAUGAUAUGUUUCAGUUCGUUCAGGAGCCAACGUGUCACGUCUCUAUCCAGCUGCCACCACAUGCAGUCGCCUAAUCUUUUGAUCUCAUUUUCAGCCAGUUCCCAGCAGCCUCAUUCCACUCUAAACCUCAGAGUUUAGAGGGCUUUGUCUCACUUUUGGGGGCUGAGCAGUCAUGGGUGUGACGGCAGCAGUCAGCCACCCCGCAUCCUUAAAGGCAACUGACACAUUAAAGGUAGUGCCAGGAUGUACUAUGUGAAUUCUUAUAAAUUGAUCGUUUCUUAGGUAAUUGUGAACUCGCUGAUCUGAUCACAGUCUAACGUGUGUGCAUGAAACUGUACUUGACUUUUUUCAUUGGUUAAAAAGGGUUAAAAAAAUCAGACGAGCACCUCUGAGCUCUCCUCAAGUAUAAAUGAAUUCAUGUAGGAUUAUGCAACCUUUCCUCUGGCCGAUGGAUACAAGUUUAAAAAACAUGUUUUUUUAUUUUAAAAAUGCUCUGCAAAAUAAAUUACUUUACUUUUUUUUCCAACUUGUUUAACCUAUUUAUUAUACCCAGAUAAAAACUAUUACAUGCUUUAGAAUGUAUUAAAGUAUCAGAUCCCUGAUAUGAAACACAUAUGGGACCACUCUUAAUGGAACAGUAGUUUCUC